Messenger RNA from Clavispora lusitaniae ATCC 42720, 513 nucleotides. Its product is annotated as mitochondrial 37S ribosomal protein bS21m. Lineage: Eukaryota; Fungi; Ascomycota; Pichiomycetes; Serinales; Metschnikowiaceae. Gene Ontology annotation, biological process: mitochondrial translational initiation; translation. Gene Ontology annotation, cellular component: ribosome; mitochondrial small ribosomal subunit. Gene Ontology annotation, molecular function: structural constituent of ribosome. The record is from RefSeq and is a predicted model, not a curated record.
AUGUUGAAGAGCAUAGUUGGUCUUGGUAGCCGGACGGCGCCAGUGCGUUUUUUCGGCGUGUCGCUGCGGGCGUUCAACGACUUUGACGUGCUCAAAAACUCCGACAAGACCCCUCCAAAAAGAAACGCCAGCACUGUUUUUGACAUUGACGAGUUGAUUGCAAACUCGCCUGACCUCCAGGACUCGGGCGCCCAGCGGAAAAGAUACGACGAGUACUCCUUUGGCAGCAGUGCCAAGGACCCAAGAGAAGUGGCCAAAGCUAUAAAUAUCACUGGUCCUUCGAGCGGGCGCAGCGUGGAUGUGAAGUUCAACAAUGUGGCGUUUGCUAUCGGAAACGUUUAUUCCAUUCUCAAGGCCAAUAACGUGAGAGGCCAGUGGCAGGUGCAGAAAAGGUAUAUGCGUCCAGCCAAGUACAGAAAGGAGAAACACAGAAGAUGGUGGAGAAAGCAGUUCGCCAAGGGCUUUUCCGACUUGAUGGCGCAGGUCACAGACGCUAAAAGAAGAGGUUACUAG